AACUGUAAUUAAUUUCCCAUCUAAACCCAAAAAAACUCUGAUUGUAUUUCCCUGUAAUUCACUAAAAUUAUUAAACCAUUUCUUGUCAAUUCGUAUACGUCAUAAUCACUGUCCAUACAAACAGUGAAAUACUUGUCUUUUCGUGUGCCUUUUUAUCUCUCUAAAUAAUUUUUUGGUCUAUUUAGAGAGACAAUCUUGUAUUUUAUUUCUCUACCCAUUUUCAAAUUUUCUAUCUUUAUACUUGUUAAUUGAUUUUUUGGCGUUUAAAUUGUGUUUAUUAAAGAAUUUUGGGAAUUGGGGUUUGUUAUUUUUUUCAUUUUUAUCUUAAAGGUCAUUCCUUUGUUGUUUGUAGUACUAUUUUUUUCUUCAACUGUAUAGAUUUUAAAGGUGUUUUUUGAUUGAUAAGCUUAAUUUUGAGGUUUUGCUAUCUGGGUUAUCUGGUGGUGCUGAAAAAUUUAAUCUAGAUUGAAAAAACUUGACUGCUUAUUCAAUUCCAGACAUAUAGUAAAGAUUUUUGUGGCUGUGGGAGCUAGAGGCUUUGCAGAAUUGUAUUACAGGAUGACAAUUGAAAGCCAUGCUCCGAAAAGGGAGAGGAAGUCGAGGAAGACGAAACCAGUUAAUGAGAAGGCUCCCUUGUUGCCUAAAAGCCAAGAAGAACAUGCUGGUUUUGAUGAGUUUGAUGGAGCUUCUUUUACAGGGGCUGUGUUCAAUUUAUCAACUACUAUAGUUGGUGCUGGAAUUAUGGCACUCCCUGCUACCAUGAAAGUGUUAGGCCUCGGCCUUGGGGUUGCUAUGAUCAUCUUUAUGGCCUUCUUGACCAAUGCUUCAAUUGAGUUGUUGCUUAGGUUUAGUAGGGCGGGGAAGUGUGCUUCGUAUGGAGGACUUAUGGGUGAUGCCUUUGGAAAGUAUGGGAAGAUUAUGUUGCAAGUUGCUGUUUUAGUUAACAACAUUGGUGUGCUCAUUGUAUAUAUGAUUAUCAUUGGUGAUGUGCUGUCUGGAACAUCUUCGGGUGGAGCUCACCAUUUCGGUGUGCUUGAGGGCUGGUUUGGAGAACACUGGUGGACUGCACGCACCUUUCUCCUCCUUGUCAUUACACUUGCUAUAUUUUCUCCACUUGCUUGCUUUAAGCGAAUUGAUUCUUUAAGCUUCACAUCAGCUUUAUCAGUUGCUCUAGCAGUUGUGUUUCUUGUAAUCACCAUGGGGAUCACAAUUGUCAAGUUGAUAAAUGGAAGUAUAAUGAUGCCCAGAUUAUUACCAGAUGUUACAGAUUUGACAUCUGUCUGGAAGCUCUUCACUGUAGUUCCUGUUCUUGUUACUGCAUAUAUCUGCCAUUACAAUGUUCACAGCAUAGAUAAUGAACUCACGGACUAUACUCAGAUAAAACCAGUUGUGCGAACUUCACUGGCUUUAUGCUCAACAGUUUACAUAAUGACCAGCAUUUUCGGAUUUCUUCUUUUUGGAGAUGGAACUCUUGACGAUGUGCUUGCCAACUUUGAUAAGGAUCUUGGCAUUCCUUACAGUUCAUUACUUAAUGAUGCCGUUCGUGUUAGUUAUGCUGCUCAUCUUAUGCUGGUAUUUCCAAUUGUAUUCUAUCCUUUACGACUCAACCUGGACGGCCUCCUAUUUCCCUCAGGGCGAUCUCUUUACCAAGACAAUACUAGGUUUGCAUCAAUCACCGUUGCUCUAAUCGGUGUGAUUUUCUUGGGCGCUAAUUUUAUUCCAAGCAUCUGGGAUGCUUUCCAAUUUACUGGAGCCACUGCUGCGGUUUGCCUUGGGUUCAUUUUUCCUGCUUCCAUCACACUUAGGGAUCGUCACAAUAUAGCAACAAAGAGGGACAAAAUCUUAUCUACUUUUAUGAUUGUGCUUGCCGUGUUCUCAAAUGCCAUCGCCAUCUACAGUGAUGCCUACGCCUUGAUUAAAAAGAGCACAUCACCUCGCGCAUGAUCUGUUAUGAACAAAGAGGAAGGUUACUCUUCUAGCGAAGAGUCCUCGAUUGGCGGAUAUUCUCAGUCGAAGUUGGAGUCCUCUGGGAAUGUGUAAUGAGUUGAAGGUCUGAAUAAUAUGAGACUCGGAUCACUGUAUAAAGUCAUUUUGCUGAAGAAGAUGAAGGUCUCUGAAACCCUUCUGAACCUCUUACCAUGUGUGUAUUGUUGUACUAGUAUGUGCUUUAUUUUGGGAUUGUUGUGUGGAUCUUUGUUGAUUUUAUAAGGAAAUCAUAAAAAUGAAGACAUAAAUUCGAAUUGUGCAA
Molecule: messenger RNA, 2248 nt
Organism: Mercurialis annua (annual mercury)
Lineage: Eukaryota; Viridiplantae; Streptophyta; Magnoliopsida; Malpighiales; Euphorbiaceae
Product: amino acid transporter AVT6A-like
Exons: 6
Coding region: 559-1944 (461 amino acids)
Biological process (GO): amino acid transmembrane transport
Molecular function (GO): amino acid transmembrane transporter activity
Source: RefSeq, a predicted model, not a curated record